AUGCCUUGCAUUCUGAAGGUCAGAAUAUCGGGCAUACGGGACUUCAAGGCUUUUGAAAAAUCAGAAGUGGAUUCGCUUAAAUAUGUCGAGGUCACACUGGGCGAAAUAAAGCAAAGGACGAAAUUUAAUAUUAACAGACACACACAUGACCUGAACUUAUCCUUUCGAUUGGAAAUCGCCGACGACUCGGAGCUUCAGACGUGUCCUCUGAAGAUAACGAUCGACGACGUGGAAAACAUAAACAGCGGGUACAUUCAAAUAGACUUCAGCUUCUUCUACUUCCACGACAAUUUGAAGUUGGAGGGAUGGUUUCCCUUGUACGACUCCCUGGCUGGACUCAAAGGCGAACUGUACUGUACCAUCAAAUGGGAAUUCUUUGAGGAGAAAAACCCCUACAAUGAUAACAGCGCGGAUGUCCUUCUUCUGGGCACGACGUCUUUUCCCAAGAACUCCCCCUACUAUAUCGAACAAAUUAUAAACUUUGCGCACGAACUUAAGAUUGUAAACGAUCCUGAGUAUGACUGGAAGGACUUGAUAAGAUCCAACAGAAUUUGUAUUCGUAUCAUAGGAACAGUCGUGAAGCUAGGGGUGAAGAACCUGAACGACCCCAACUACGCUACCCCCGGGGGAAACAGAAUCAUAAAGAAUAUUUUGCGCAACAAUGAGCUCCUGCGGCAAAACAGCUUGGAAAAAACUAAGGACAUGAAAUUGCACAAGAGGGAUAGCACUCUCCCAAACUCAACCUUCAAUUUUGUAGAUGUGAUUUUGCUCACCGUCGACUCGCUUCCAAACAGUGUGAAAUAUACUUAUGGAGGACUUGUCGCCGCCAAGUCCGUGAAGGUUUUGCACCAACGGCUGACGGAGCAGCACCGAGACGAAUGGCUCCUCGAGAUAAGGGACGAAAUCAAAUCGAAUGCAACGUUUUUAUCUUGCAACGCUAAACUGUUGGGCGGGAAUGCCAUUAUCGGUUAUCAGGAGCAUCUGAACUUGGAGGGAGGCACGACAAACAAAAUUUGUAUUCGUAUCAUAGGAACAGUCGUGAAGCUAGGGGUGAAGAACCUGAACGACCCCAACUACGCUACCCCCGGGGGAAACAGAAUCAUAAAGAAUAUUUUGCGCAACAAUGAGCUCCUGCGGCAAAACAGCUUGGAAAAAACUAAGGACAUGAAAUUGCACAAGAGGGAUAGCACUCUCCCAAACUCAACCUUCAAUUUUGUAGAUGUGAUUUUGCUCACCGUCGACUCGCUUCCAAACAGUGUGAAAUAUACUUAUGGAGGACUUGUCGCCGCCAAGUCCGUGAAGGUUUUGCACCAACGGCUGACGGAGCAGCACCGAGACGAAUGGCUCCUCGAGAUAAGGGACGAAAUCAAAUCGAAUGCAACGUUUUUAUCUUGCAACGUCAUUUUGGGUUACAAAGAACACACGUAUAUUUACAACGACGUGAUAAUUCUGUUUUGCUACGGCACAGCCAUAAGUGUAAUGUCCUCCUUUUUCCAAGAUGAUAAAAUCGUUUCUUAUGCUACCCAUGAAAGGAACAAGCACCAGUCGUUUAAGGGUGGGCCCUUAAAUGCGCACAGGAAUUCUAAUUGCGUUUAUUUGCACUACGCGUCGGAUGACAUUGAGAAGGACACGGUCCUUUGCAGAGUCUGCAAUGAAGCCCCGGUGCCGAAGAUUCUCAUUUCUUCUGCUAGUGUGCCACAAAACCUGGCCGUCAUUGGAAACGGCUUCCUCAUCUCUGCCUUCGUCGUGUACCCGCUGAAAAAGCACUACGGAGAGCACCUCGCCUCAGAGAUAAGCGAGAUAUUUCCCUUCCUGGAGUUGAACCUGCACAAGCAGAUCAUUUGCAAGUUACUGGUGAAUGGCUUCAACAGCAUCUUCGAUUAUAAUUUGAAAUUAUGUUUCAACCAAAAUUAUUUAUUUGGCUAUUGUUGCGGGACGGGCAUGUGCAUGUACGGGACAUAUUCAGAAAACAAAUUUUUAAUCAAGUCGAACUACAAGGAUAAUUUUUACAUCCGGAACAAGAGCAUCAGUGCAAGGGAGUUGAAGAUUAUAUAUGACAAUUUAAAUUAUCGGUCCUUUUUUUGUAGAAACAAGUGCCUUUUGUCUCCUGUGUUCAUACAAGGGGACAUGGUACAUGAUAGUGAUGGAAGACUAGACCCUUCGCAGACUUACAAAAACAAACUCAUGAAUUGUAGUGUAAAGGAUAUGAUUGAACAAGCCUUUUCAGAGCAACUCAGCGUAGAAUCCAAUAAGCGAAGCACAAACGGGGACGAUCAAUCGACAAGUGAUAAAAUCAAAUGCAAUAACUACUUUAGAUUGAGGGAAAUUUAUUUGAAGGAGGAGGAAGAGUUAUUGAAUUGCCCAAACGAAAGUGAUCACCAUAAGAGAGAUAAUGGCAUGGAGUACACCCAAUUAGGAAUAAAAGAAAGGAAAAGAAUUAAAAAAAAAAAAGAAAAAAAAAAAGCCAAAAGAGUAAAGAAUAAGGGAUACAUUUAUGAAGUGGAAGAUCACCUCGAUAAUAUUACCCUACUUAAUAUUUACGAAGACAGCAUCGCUCUGUAUAAUUAUAUUUUUAAUUUAGACGUUAAUAAUUAUCUGGUGCAUAAGAGGUACGACAGUGGCGCCCUUCCCCCUAGGGGCACUCCUCAAAGUGGUCAGAAGCACAAUGGUCAUAAGCAGAGUGGUGAGAAGCAGAAUGGAAACUGCCCUCACGGAGAGAAGGAGGCACCCGCCAACGAGGAAGCACCCCACUGCGGCAAUUUACAAAUAAUGGAAUCACUCCCAUCGAAAGGGCGGAAGGAAUCCACGAGAGACCCUUUGUCAGUUGGGAAUAAAGAAAAUACAAGGGAUGACCCUCAUAGAAAUGUCAAAAGGCAAAUGGACAGAGGGGGUUGGACUGAACGGGAGUCCCCCUCGAAUGCUAAGCAAGACCAUAGUCCUUACGGCACCCCCACAGACACGUCGAUCAGCAUGACAAAAUUGAGUGAGGACAAGAAAUGCCCUCCAAUCCCCUUCCCAGAAUCUUGCGCGCAGUUACCAAGAACGUGCAAUCGCUCCUUCGCGCUAGACAGGACUGAAAACAGCCUCCUCGUCGACUGUGAGUUUAGGAAAGGGGAAACUCAGAAUGACCCCAAAUACUUUUUUUACAUGUGCACGCUUGAUCUCCUCCCCAGCAUAAGGUUCGAAACGUUUUACGAACAGCGGGAUGGUUGGGCGCACGCAAAUAAGACGGCGCCCAGUUGGAUGGAAGCAAACCUGUCCACUGUCCCCACCAUUGAGAGGACGGGGGAAGCCCUCAUGGGGCACAGCCUACCCAGGGGGCUCACGAACAACUUCGUAAUGGAGUCCAUCACCAAGUGCAUCGCGAGCGGAGAAAGGCAAAGCGACUCCGAGGAAAACCAGUCGAAUGAGCGAAGGCAGGCAAACUUUAUGGGGCCGCCUCCUCUGCACGAACAACGCGACGAGCGCGAAGAACUGGACGACCUGUUCAGCGAUCAGUGCAGCGACCAAGUUAGUGAGCGUCCCGCCGAUGGGUACAUCGACCUGGUUUCGAAUCAAUGUAGCAACGUGCAUGGGGAGGUCCUUACUGACCUGCUUGUAGUCCCCACACGGGGGGACAACCCACCCCCCCAGCGCAGAACCCUGACGGACGAAGAGGAGAGGAAGAGAAAGAAAGCGGAAAAAAGAAACAAAAAUAAAGGAAAACACACAUACUUGAAUAAUCUCUCAAAGAGUUACCUCUACCUGAUUAAGAGGAUAAACCUGUUCACCGAAAAUAAUGAACAGGUAGAUGUAGUGUAUGAAAAAAUAAACAAAGCAUUCAACGACCUUUAUAACGUUCUAAUAUUUUAUAUAUUUGCAAAUAAAAUGUGUCCCUGUUGUAUAUACAGCAUAAAGUAUCACUUCGCGUUCAUAUCUGUGGACGUGCUGGAAAUUAUGCUAACUGGUCAUUUGGUUAAGAUAAAAAAUAACAGCUCGAUAAGUCUAGAGUUGAAGAGCAUGAACCGAUUAAUGCAGGAGAAUUUGUUGAAGCAUUUUUUUAAUUAUUUGGAGAAUUAUUAUAUAGAAAAAUGGGAGCUGUUUUUUAACUGUCUUGAAUUAUUUCCCUCCACGAAUGGGGAUAAGGUGGGGGGGACCAAGACGAGAAGAAAUAAUUACCAGGGUGAUAAAUUCCCUGUUGGACAGAAAAGGAAAAAAGGAAUAUUUCACUCCGUCAUGUCCAAAUUGUUCUACCUUCCUUUGUACCUUUGUCAUAGGGGGAAUGGAAGCAAAUCGGCAGGAUUGGGGAGAAGCGGGACAGGGGGGAAAGGCGAAACAAAGAAAGGUGGGACGACGAAAGGGAUAACUCAUUCGAAGGAUGCUAUAACACAACGAGGUGAAGAGAAAGAAACGCAAGGAAACAAAAGAAAUAAACUUAGCUUAUUCUUAAAAAAGUCGACAAAAAAAACGAAACUCUCCUCUGAUAAGUACAAUUUGUGCGACACGCUGUUCCUCUUUAAUGACCUUAAAAAUUACAUUAUCCUUGAAAACAGAAAACACUUGUUUGAUUCCUUCACAGAGCAAAACUUUUCCUCCAUCAUAAUAACCCCCCUGAACAUCCUUCCAAACGUUAUUAUAAAAAAAUACUUUGGAAUUAUUUCCAUGCACAUCGUGAAGGAAAAUGUUAACCUCAAGCAGUUUGAUGUUUUUUACCAAAGCAUAAUAUCGGAUAUUUUAUUUAUUGCCAAGUCUCACAUUAAGGCCAUCGGGGCCAACUUAAUAUGUUCCUUUAAGAUCACCAACUUAUUCAUGCGCGAGGAGAGGUCGCACGCCUACGCGCUGAUCAGCAUUUGCGGCGACGUCGCCAAGAUUUGA
Molecule: messenger RNA, 4854 nt
Organism: Plasmodium fragile
Lineage: Eukaryota; Apicomplexa; Aconoidasida; Haemosporida; Plasmodiidae
Exons: 18
Coding region: 1-4854 (1617 amino acids)
Biological process (GO): protein localization to plasma membrane; intracellular protein transmembrane transport; positive regulation of vesicle fusion
Cellular component (GO): plasma membrane
Molecular function (GO): calcium ion binding; calcium-dependent phospholipid binding
Source: RefSeq, a predicted model, not a curated record